AUGGCCUCAGGAAACGAUGGUGACCCACCGAGGGCCCAGGGAAGCGGCAGGCGCCGGCUGUCACAAGAGCACAACUCAGAAGACCAGGUGGCAGAGGAGACGGAGGAGGUGUUUCGGAGCUACGCCUUCUACCGCUACCAGCAGGAGAGGGAGGAGAGAGGGGAAGAAGUGCCCAUGGACCCAGAGAUCGUAGAGAUCCAGCAGGAGCUGGGCAGCACCGGCAGCAGGGUGGGCAGGCGCUUGGCCAUCAUCGGCGACGACAUCAACGAGCGGUACGACGCCGAGUUCCGCUGCAUGCUGAAAUCCCUGCAGCCCACCAAGGACAACGCCUACGAGUACUUCACCAGGAUAGCCUCCAGCUUGUUUGAGAGCGGCAUCAACUGGGGCCGGGUGAUCGCGCUCCUGGGCUUCGGGUACCGCAUGGCCAUGCACGUGUACCAGCAGGGCAUCCCCGGCUUCCUGCGCCGCAUCGCCCGCUACGUCGCCGAGUUCAUGCUGCGGAACCGCAUCGCCCGCUGGAUCGCCCAGCAGGGAGGAUGGGUGAGCUCCCCGGG
Molecule: messenger RNA, 554 nt
Organism: Merops nubicus (carmine bee-eater)
Lineage: Eukaryota; Metazoa; Chordata; Aves; Coraciiformes; Meropidae
Gene: BAK1
Product: BCL2-antagonist/killer 1
Exons: 4
Biological process (GO): extrinsic apoptotic signaling pathway in absence of ligand; regulation of apoptotic process; intrinsic apoptotic signaling pathway in response to DNA damage
Cellular component (GO): mitochondrial outer membrane
Molecular function (GO): protein heterodimerization activity; protein homodimerization activity
Source: RefSeq, a predicted model, not a curated record